UGGGUCCUCGGCCCUGUCCCCGGAAGCGGGCGCAGGGGGCUGCCCGGUGGGACACACGUGCGUCUGCCGCGAUGAAGUUCGCGUACCGGUUCUCAAAUUUGCUGGGUACAGUGUAUCGGCGUGGAAACUUAAAUUUUACACAGGAUGGUAAUUCUGUUAUCAGUCCUGUGGGAAACAGAGUCACCGUGUUUGACCUUAAAAACAACAAGUCGGACACCCUACCCCUGGCCACGCGGUACAAUGUCAAGUGUGUGGGGCUCUCUCCGGAUGGCUGCCUCGCCAUCAUUGUGGACGAAGGUAAUGGCCUUGGGCCAGAGCAUGGUGUAUGGGGUGGGGGUAGGCAUGGCGGGUGGCUGUUCUACCCUGAUUGGGUGGUCAGUGUGGAGAAAAGUGAGGACGUCUCUGUCGGGUGGGCCUCACGUCCCCAUGCCAAGAAAGGUGAGGAGGACGUCAAGGUGUGGAACACGCUCAGUGGCUUCUGCUUCAUCACCUUCACGGAGCACUCGAGUGGGGUCACCGGUGUGACCUUCACUUCCACAGGCUACGUCAUUGUGACUUCAUCCAUGGAUGGGACUGUGCGUGCCUUCGACCUUCACAGGUACCGCAACUUCCGCACCUUCACGUCGCCACGCCCCACGCAGUUCUCCUGUGUGGCCGUGGACGGCAGCGGUGAGAUUGUCUCUGCUGGUGCCCAGGACUCCUUCGAGGUCUUCAUCUGGUCCAUGCAGACUGGCCGGCUUCUAGACGUUUUGUCUGGCCACGAGGGGCCCAUCAGUGGUCUGAGCUUUAACCCGGCCAAGUCCGUGCUGGCCAGCGCUUCCUGGGACAAGACAGUACGCCUGUGGGACAUGUUUGACAGCUGGCGGACCAAGGAGACGCUGGCCCUGACCUCCGAUGCCCUGGCCGUGACUUUCCGCCCUGAUGGUGCGGAGCUGGCUGUGGCCACGCUGAACUCGCAGAUCACCUUCUGGGACCCUGAAAACGCGGUGCAGACGGGUUCCAUCGAGGGCCGGCACGACCUCCGAGCGGGCAGGAAGGAGCUGGACAAGAUCACGGCCAAGCACUCAGCCAAGGGGAAGUCCUUCACCACCCUGUGCUACUCCGCGGACGGCCAGAACAUUCUGGUGGGAGGCCUGUCCAAGUUUGUCUGCAUCUAUCACGUCAAGGAGCAGAUCCUCGUAAGGAAGUUUGAGAUCUCCUGUAACCUGUCUCUGGAUGCCAUGGAGGAAUUUUUGAACCGGAGGAAAAUGACAGAGUUUGGCAACCUGGCGCUGAUUGAUCAAGAUGCCGGGGAGGAGGACGGGGUCGUGAUACCGCUACCGGGCGUAAGGAAAGGUGACAUGAGCUCUCGGCACUUUAAACCUGAGAUCAGAGUGACUUCGCUCCGCUUCUCCCCAACAGGGCGCUGCUGGGCAGCCACCACCACCGAGGGGUUGCUCAUCUACUCCCUUGACGCCCGCAUGACCUUCGACCCAUUCGAGCUGGACACCAGCAUCACACCCAGCCGGAUUCGCGCCGCGCUGCGCCAGAGGGACUUCACGAGGGCCAUCCUGAUGGCCUUCCGGCUCAACGAGCAGGCGCUGGUGCAGGAGGCGCUGGAGUCGGUGCCCCAGGACGAGGUCGAGGUUGUCAGCUCCUCGCUGCCUGAGCUGUACGUGGAGAAGGUCCUGGAGUUUCUCGCCACCUCCUUCGAAGUGUCUCGCCACCUGGAGUUCUACCUCUUGUGGACGCGGCAGCUGCUCAUGCAGCAUGGACAGAAGCUGAAGUCCAGGGCGGGGAUGUUGCUGCCAGCCGUGCAGUUCCUACAGAAGAGCAUCCAGCGGCACCUCAACGAUCUCUCCAAGCUCUGUGACUGGAACUGCUACAACAUGCGAUAUGCUCUGGCCGUGUCCAAGCAGAGGGGUGUGAAGCGGCCCGCGGAGCCGCCAGGCAGUGAGGAGGAGGCUGCUGCAUCCACCGAUGACGAGGACAGCCUGCGCCUGCUUGCGGGGACAGAAGAGGAGGAAGGAGAGAUGCUGUCAUAGAGGUCCCGCGGCUGCGGUGCCAGGACCAUCAGACAUGCCCAAGGUGUGGGCGGCUGUGACUGCUCAGCCUGCCCGAGGCUCAGAGACCUGGGACGUCGGUGCAGGAGACUUGCUUUCCUCUAAAGGAGCCAGCGCACGCAAGCAGCCAGGGGAGCGGCCGACCUCCAGCCCGUCUCAGGCAGCACCUGACCCAGGGGAUUGAGCCUCAAGUAAACGUUGAAACUUCUGCCGUUGAAACAGUGCCUUCACAUAGGUCCAUGUGUCCCAUUCCUGGAUGCAGACUGCGUAUGAGGGCUGUUUAUAUACUUUUGAUGAUGAAUUGAGUGAUGAAGACAGUGGGGCGUUCUGAAUGUGAAGAUGGAUUAAGUCUAAGCUAAAUUAA
Molecule: messenger RNA, 2406 nt
Organism: Trichechus manatus latirostris (Florida manatee)
Lineage: Eukaryota; Metazoa; Chordata; Mammalia; Sirenia; Trichechidae
Gene: PWP2
Product: PWP2 small subunit processome component
Exons: 15
Coding region: 72-2024 (650 amino acids)
Biological process (GO): maturation of SSU-rRNA from tricistronic rRNA transcript (SSU-rRNA, 5.8S rRNA, LSU-rRNA); ribosomal small subunit assembly
Cellular component (GO): Pwp2p-containing subcomplex of 90S preribosome; small-subunit processome
Molecular function (GO): protein binding
Source: RefSeq, a predicted model, not a curated record